This is a messenger RNA of Thyridium curvatum, 1068 nucleotides long. RefSeq lists its product as uncharacterized. NCBI's taxonomy places the organism in Eukaryota, Fungi, Ascomycota, Sordariomycetes, Thyridiales, Thyridiaceae. The record is from RefSeq and is a predicted model, not a curated record. The transcript has 5 exons. Bases 1 to 1068 code for a protein of 355 amino acids.
AUGAAAACUCUACUUCGGUCAGCUGUAGUGACAGCCGGUAUCCUAGCACAAGAGGUGGUCGCACAAGUCCCUUCAGGAUGCUGCGCCACAGCUGCCAUGCUGCGAUUCUCCUGCUCGCAGCUUGUCAUUGAGCGUCUCGACCCUCUAGUGAGCCCCGGUAUCGUUGGGUCACCUCAUAACCAUCAGAUUGUGGGCGGCAACUCUUUCAAUGCGACCAUGACACCCGUCGAUUACGAUCCGUCAAAGGAGUCGAGCUGCACUAGCUGCUCCUUCAGCGAAGAUUUCUCAAACUACUGGACGGCGAACAUGUACUUCAGAGCACGCAACGGCACUUACAGACGAGUGCCGCAGAUGGUCAAUUUGGGACUGAAGGGCGAGGGUGGUAUUACGGUUUACUACAUCCCGCCCUACGAUGGCAAGACCAAAGUCACCGCGUUCAAGCCCGGCUUCCGCAUGCUUGCCGGAGACCCCGGUCUUCGUGCCGCCGAAGGAAUGCAACGCCAGAUCUGCCAUCGAUGCUUCAGCAACAUGCAGCAGGAUCCCUUUGGAGGGGCGCCUUGCACAGGGAAUGACACCGCGGCCUUGCCUUCAAAGAUGUGUGGUGGUGGUAUCAGGUCCACCAUCACUUUCCCAACCUGUUGGGAUGGAAAGAACGUCGACAGUCCUGACCACAAGAGCCAUGUCGCCUACCCGAGCACUGGAACCUUUGAAUCGACGGGCGAAUGCCCUCCGACCCACCCAGUCCGGCUUCCCCAAGUCAUGUACGAAGUGAUGUGGGAUACAACGCCGUUCAACGACCCUGACUUGUGGCCUGAGGAUGGAUCUCAGCCUUUCGUGUACAGUAUGGGCGAUGCCACCGGAUACGGGCAGCACGGAGACUAUCUCUUCGGAUGGAAGGGCGACGCCCUUCAACGGGCUUUGGACGCUCGGUGCACCGGAGACCAAUGUAGCGUCCUGGACAGUCAACCUGUGGAGAAGUUUCAAGCAUGCACCAAGAAAUCUGACAUCCACGAAGACGUGGAUGGAUGGAUGACGGAACUUCCGGGAGGCAUGUCUAUGAGCAGUUAA